CCUAAUUGAAGGUGUGAGGAUGCGAGGUGCGGUGCUGAGCGUGCUUUGCGCGCUGAGCGCGGUGCUGCUGGGGCCGGGAGCAGCUGCAGCGGGAGCAGGAGCAUGCCCCUGGGCUUGUGCGUGUCGGCCCGGCGCGCUUGACUGCGCUCAUCGCGGUCUUCUGCACGCGCCUAGACGACUGCCCGGCGACGCGCAUCGAUUAGAUCUGCAAGGCAACAAUUUGACGAUUAUAUUCCAAAGCGACUUUCAAAAUCUGAACGAACUGAAGAUAUUACAGUUGUCGGAAAACCAGAUACAUACGAUCGAAAGAGACGCAUUUCUAGCCCUGAGUUCACUGGAAAGAUUGAAACUGAACAAUAACAGAAUAGGUCAUUUACCGGACGGCAUUUUCGUGAGAUUGAAACACCUACAACGUUUGGACUUAAGCAGGAAUGAGCUGACAGCGAUCAGUAGACGGACCUUCAGAGGUCUGACGUCACUCAAGAGUCUACAUCUAGACGGAAACCACCUCAAGUGUAUAGAUGACAAGGCGUUGGAACAUAUGAAGAGUUUGGAAGUACUCACACUGAAUAGCAACAACCUCACAUAUUUAUCACUGGAGCCAGCAUCAGUCGCGCGACUGCACACGUUACGACUCACCGAUAACCCGGUCGUGUGCGACUGUCGCGUCGCCCGUCUACUGGUCGCGUUACGAGCGUCGGCGUUCGUAGGAGUUGGAGCCAGAUGCCAAGCCCCCGCGACCCUCAGAGGAGCGCUACUCACAGAUUUAGAAGACAGUGAUUUGAUAUGCAAUGGUCCGAUAGCGGUGACAUCGGAGUGUUCCGCGGAGCCGCGCUGCCCUCCGCCCUGUCGCUGCACGGCGGAGGGCACCCUCGACUGCAGGGAGAAGCUGCUCGCCGAACUGCCCGCCUCAAUACCACAUCGUACUGUUGAAAUACGUCUAGAACAGAAUGAGAUAACAGAAGUGGGAGCGGGUGCUUUCGUCGCUAUCAAAGUGGUGGCCCGCAUCGACCUCUCAAACAAUAAGAUUGUGAAAAUCGCAGCAGACGCCUUCAAUGGACUCACCAGACUUACUUCCUUAGUACUGUACGGAAAUAAAAUAAAAGAUCUGCCAGCGGGUAUAUUCCACGGACUGUCAUCUUUACAGCUACUAUUGCUGAAUUCUAAUGAGAUUUCGUGCAUAAGAAAGGAUACUUUUAGAGAUCUUCAGAGUUUGAAAUUAUUAUCUCUGUAUGAUAACAAUAUUAGGUCCAUACCUAAUGGUACUUUUGAUUCACUCACUGGAAUACAGACUUUGCAUUUAGGUCGUAAUCCGUUCACCUGUGACUGUUCGUUACGGUGGCUGGCUGCGUACCUUCGUAAGAACCCUAUAGAAACAUCUGGAGCCAAAUGCGACUCACCCAAACGACUUGCCCGCAAGAGAAUAGACGCGUUACGAGAUGAAAACUUUAAAUGCAAACCUGGGGAGGAGACAGAAGGUGAUAGAGGUUCGUGUGGCGCCACUGGCGCGUGCCCCGCCGCGUGCGCGUGCGAGUGGGAUGCAAGAGGGGUGCGCGUCGCGUGUGCUAGAGCUGGACAGAAUGAUGUUCCACGGGACUUACCUAUGGCCACGCACGCACUAUUGAUGUCAGACAACAACCUAAGACAGAUCAAGUCAGAUGGUCUCUUCGGAAGACUACCGGAUCUUAAUAAACUGGACUUCCGUAACAAUGGUAUAACAGAGAUAGAAGACAACGCGUUUGACGGCGCUGCCAACAUGCAGGAGUUGUUGUUAGACGGCAACCAUUUAGCAACCGUUACUGACAAGAUGUUCUUUGGUUUACACAGUCUCGUUACAUUGUCCUUAGCUGAUAACAAAAUUAAAUGCAUCACACCUGGAGCUUUUGAUCAUCUCAACUUGUUGAAAACUCUCACACUCUCCGGCAACCCGAUCCACUGCAGCUGCCACGUGGGCUGGCUGGCGGGCUGGCUGCGCACGCGCCGGCUGGCACCCGGCGCCGCAUGCGCCUCGCCCGCCAACCUGCGCGGUGCAAAUAUACCACAUCUUGAACUCACUGACUUUAAAUGCACAGCUGAAGACAAGGGUUGCCUGUCAGCGGAGUACUGCCCGGCGGCGUGCGCGUGCGCCGGCACAGUGGUGCGCUGCGCACGCGCACAGCUCACUGCCCUACCUCACAAUAUACCCAGACAGACCACUGAACUGUACUUGGAAUCAAAUGAGAUCACAAGCCUGGAGCCGGAACAAAUCCGUCAUCUCACUCAGCUGACGCGUCUCGAUCUCUCCAACAACAAGAUCGAUGUACUCCAUAACAAUACAUUCGACGGCCUCACCAAGUUAUCUACAUUGAUCGUCAGUUACAACAGACUUAGAUGUGUACAGAGGGACGCCCUCAAAGGGCUGACGCAGCUCCGAGUGUUAUCGCUGCAUGGAAAUAACAUCUCCAUGUUGGCUGAUGGCGUCUUCAGGGACCUGGAGUCCAUCUCUCAUGUUGCACUGGGCUCGAACCCGCUAUACUGCGACUGCCACGCGCGCUGGCUGUCGGAGUGGGUGAAGAGCGCGGGCGAGUACGUGGAGGCGGGCAUCGCAAAGUGCUCGGAGCCGGCGCGCAUGCGCGACAAGCUCGUACUGAGCACUGCAUCCAGCGCCUUCGUCUGUACAGAGAAGGUACCCAGUGAAGUAGUAUCGAAGUGCGAUCGUUGCGUGAGGUCUCCGUGCGCCAAUGGCGGCACUUGUAGCGCGACACGCGGCGGGUUCUCAUGCGCGUGCGCACGCGGUUUCCACGGCGAGACGUGCCAGCAGCGGAUCGACGCUUGUUACGGCGCCCCCUGUCGUCAUGGAACAUGUACUUUAUUGGAGGAAGGGCGGUUCCAUUGUUCAUGUGAGGCGGGGUACACUGGUGUACGUUGUGAGGUGGACAUCGACGACUGCGCGGGCCACAAGUGUCAGAACAACGCGACCUGCCUCGACCAUCUGGAAGGGUACACCUGUAAAUGUGCACCUGGUUACAUGGGUGAGUACUGCGAGACUAAGAUCCCGUUCUGCAGCGCUGAGUUCAAUCCGUGUGAGAACGGUGCGAUCUGCACAGACCACGGCAGCCAUUACACAUGCAGUUGUCCGCGAGGUUACGCCGGCAUCAACUGCACUAUCAACCCAGACGACUGCCUCGACCAUAUGUGUCAGAACGGUGCGACAUGUAUCGACGGUUUGGAGGAGUACCGAUGCGCGUGCGCAGCCGGGUACGCGGGGCGCUACUGCGAGGCUGCGCCGCACGCCGCGCUCGGCACCUCGCCCUGCGCACACCACGACUGUGUGCACGGCGUCUGCUACCUGCCCGCGCCUGCGCCCGCACAACCCGCCGGCACCGCGCUACAGGAUGAUAUAAUGAUGGAGCGGCCGCUACUUGGAGCUACCAAUGACUACCUCUGCAAGUGCGCACCAGGAUACUCAGGUCGUCUCUGCGAGUACCUCACCUCCCUUACGUUCAACCACAACGACUCUCUGGUGGAACUGGAACCAUUGAGGACAUCACCACAGGCUAAUGUCACUCUUGUGUUCAGCACGACUCAGCAUCAUGGCGUAUUACUUUACUUCGGAGACAGCGAGCAUCUUGCUGUGGAGCUGUUCAAUGGUAGAAUCCGGAUCAGCUACGACGUCGGCAAUCAUCCUACAUCUACUAUGUACAGUUUCGAGAUGGUCUCUGAUGGGUCUUAUCACAAGGCUGAGCUGCUCGCUGUCAAGAAGAAUUUCACUUUAAAAGUAGACGAUGGGCCUGCCAGGUCUAUUAUCAAUGAAGGUACCAAGGAGUAUUUGCGUCUGGACAGGCCGAUGUUCCUCGGCGGAGUACCUGAAGAUGUCGCUAAAGAUGCCUUCAGUAAAUGGCAUCUCAGGAACAUCACUAGUUUUAAAGGUUGUCUGAAGGAGGCGUGGAUCAACCACAAGAGGGUUGACUUCGUGAAUGCAGCGCGCACGCAGCGCACGCUGGCGGGCUGUGGGGGGGAUGAGCCUCCUCCAGCACCUCCAUCACAUGCCCUGCAAGAGGACGGCGCACACAAACCGGACCCUUGCGUACCGAAUCCUUGUGCCCGUGGAGGGCGCUGCGUACGCGAGGAGGGUUCAGCCUCUGACUACACGUGCAAAUGUCGCGCAGGCACCGCGGGUGCGCAGUGUGAACUGCGCACUGGCAUUGGUGGUGCACCAAGCAUUGGUCUGAACAAGCCGCCAACUCGCAAAAUGAUCAGCAACGUGCAAGCUUCUCCAGCUUCUCCGGCCCACAAGCAGUUAUCCAAUGAGCAGUCGCAGGCGCAGACUUCGCCCGCACCCGGCGGCUGUCGGAAGGAGGCGACUCGGGAUACAGUGAGUGAGGGUAGUUGCCGCAGUCGGCGCGCAGUGAGGGGCGCUCGCUGCGCCGCCCGACCCGACUCCCGCGCUUGCGGCAAGGGACAAUGUUGCCAACCUAAACGCACUAAGAAAAGAAAGAUUCGUCUCGUCUGCGACGAUGGCACACGGUACACCAAAGAAAUAGAAAUAGUACGUAAGUGCGCUUGUGGGAAGAAGUGCGGCAGGACCUCGCCUUUCUUGCUCUAGACAGGACCUAGAACAGUCGUGGUCCUACACUCAGACCUAUUAUGGUCCUAACAUUGGUACUCAACAUAACCCCGUCAUAGUUACUCUUAUAACCUUAAAGUUAUAGCAGAUUUCGCUUAAUGUUCAUAGAAAUAGUAAAUAUCAACGAAAAUAUUGAUAGACAAUAAAUUUUUAAUGUUGACUUCAUCUGUAAAUUGUCACAUUCACGAAAUUCAUAAUAAAAAAAAUCAAAAUGGCGGAUUAAUUU
This is a messenger RNA of Papilio machaon (common yellow swallowtail), 4832 nucleotides long. It is a transcript of the gene sli, whose product is annotated as protein slit. Gene Ontology annotation, molecular function: Roundabout binding; heparin binding; calcium ion binding. NCBI's taxonomy places the organism in Eukaryota, Metazoa, Arthropoda, Insecta, Lepidoptera, Papilionidae. The record is from RefSeq and is a predicted model, not a curated record. Gene Ontology annotation, biological process: axon guidance; negative chemotaxis. Bases 20 to 4585 code for a protein of 1521 amino acids. The transcript is spliced from 37 exons.